Dunckerocampus dactyliophorus (ringed pipefish) is the source of this 1842-nucleotide messenger RNA. RefSeq names its product ALG8 alpha-1,3-glucosyltransferase (gene alg8). The transcript has 13 exons. The record is from RefSeq and is a predicted model, not a curated record. NCBI's taxonomy places the organism in Eukaryota, Metazoa, Chordata, Actinopteri, Syngnathiformes, Syngnathidae. Gene Ontology annotation, cellular component: endoplasmic reticulum membrane. Gene Ontology annotation, biological process: protein N-linked glycosylation. Gene Ontology annotation, molecular function: dolichyl pyrophosphate Glc1Man9GlcNAc2 alpha-1,3-glucosyltransferase activity. The coding region runs from base 22 to 1599 and encodes 525 amino acids.
ACAGCACAACAAGGAAGUGUCAUGGCGGCCGCCGCAGUGGAAAGUGGGAGCUGGUUUUUUGCUUUAGCACUGGGAGUUUCCCUUCUCAAAGUUCUGUUUAUCAACGCCUAUCAUUCCACAGAUUUUGAGGUGCACAGGAACUGGUUAGCCAUCACUCACAGUCUGCCAGUGUCCAGGUGGUACCAUGAGAACACUUCUGAGUGGACCCUGGACUACCCGCCGCUGUUCGCCUGGUUCGAGUUCAGUCUUUCCAACAUAGCUCAGUACUUCGAUAAGAACAUGUUGGUGGUGGAGAACCUCAACUACGCUAGUCCGGCCACCGUCCUUUUCCAGAGAUUUUCUGUAAUCUUCACUGAUGUCCUUUUUAUCUAUGCUGCAAAAGAGUGCUGCAGGUGUGUUCAGGAUCAAAAAGGCACUCGAGACAUCCUCAGUCGUCCGUCUUUUGUCCUGGCUGUGCUGCUGCUGUGGAACUUUGGUCUUCUCAUUGUUGAUCAUAUUCAUUUUCAGUAUAAUGGCUUCCUGUUUGGUUUCCUGCUGCUGUCAGUAGCCAAACACUUGCAGUCCCGGCACCUGCAAGGGGCGCUGCUGUUUGCCAUCCUCCUCAACUUAAAACACAUCUACUUGUACGUGGCGCCUGCGUACGGUGUCUUUCUGCUGAGGAGUUACUGUUUCACUCAGGAUAACAGCGACGGCUCCAUCAGAUGGAGGAGUUUCAGUUUGCUUCGUAUGCUGGCUCUUGGCAGCAUUGUCUUCACCGUCUGCGCACUUUCCUUUGGCCCGUUUGUCAUCAUGGGUCAAGUUCCUCAGGUACUGUCUCGUCUCUUCCCCUUCAAGCGAGGCCUCUGUCACGCCUACUGGGCGCCAAAUGUCUGGGCCCUCUACAACAUCCUUGAUAAAAGCUUGGCCACGCUUGGUAUUCGUCUGAAGCUUUUAGAUGAGACAAAGCUUCCUCGGGCCUCCAUGACAGGCGGCUUGGUUCAAGAGUUCCAACACUCUGUCCUGCCCUCUGUGUCUCCAUCCAUCACCCUCGUUUGCACUCUGUUGUCCAUCCUGCCUGCGGUGGCAACCAUCUGGCUGCGUCCCCGCGGUGCUCGCGGUUUUCUGCGCUGCCUGCUGCUCUGCGCUCUUGGCUCCUUCAUGUUCGGCUGGCAUGUCCACGAGAAAGCCAUCCUCAUCGCCAUUCUGCCUCUCAGCCUGCUGGCGGUCAAUAGCAGAGAGGAUGCUGGCAUCUUCUUGGUUCUGACCACAACCGGACACUACUCGCUGUUCCCGCUGCUCUUCACCCCAGCAGAGUUGCCCAUCAAAUUUGCACUUAUGUUGAUGUUCACCAUCUUCUCUUUUGCUGCUCUGGGGAGAAUACAUAGUGGACAGGGGUCUCUACUGCGCCCCUUUGAGGUCGUCUACCUGUCUGGCCUGGUUGCUGUGGCGGUUACCUGCGAGCUCAUCUUUCCCCUGUCGCCGUGGCAACAGAAACUACCCUUCCUCCCCCUGCUCGUGACGUCAGUCUACACCUCGCUGGGUGUGUGCUACUCUUUCCUGCGUCUCUACGCCAGUCUCCUGCGACCACAGCAGCAGGUCCACAAAUCCAAACAGCUGUGAGGGAGGCUCGAUUCCUGCGCUAAGCCAGACGUGAACUGUUGUCUCAAUCAGGUAACAAGCAGAAACAUCAUGCCUUUGGACCCAUAUGGUGUCUGUUUCCCAGUCCAGUUGAUUAUGAAUUUGCCUUGAGGAAAAAAAUCUGGCCAAAACUGACACACAAUGUGGACAUAAAGAUGUUUUUUUUUUAAUUUUUUAAAUAUUUUACCUGAAUAAAAAGUACAUAUUUGAAAGAAUAACGUUUUA